CGAUAAAUGAUAGAUGUGAUCAGAUCUUUGCUGGACAGGUUUUUCUUUGAACAACGUACUACGAAACAAGCAGUGGCCGGGGAUAGUAGAUCAGGAAAGCUAAAAUGUUCCGAUUACUAAUUGUGUUGACCUCUGUUGUUGCCUUGAGCUCUUGUUCAACCCCACAGAAUAAAUUGGACUCUGGAAACGAUGCACAACAAAACCACUGUGGAAAGUCUGAUUCAAAGGAAUGCUGUUGCUGUCGCGACGGUAGAGAUGGUCGGGAUGGUCACAAUGGUGUACAAGGUAUUCAAGGCAUCCGAGGUAUUCAAGGCCCGCAAGGCGUCCAAGGUAAAGAUGGCCGCGACGGAAGAGACGGGAGAAACGGAGCGAAGGGUGAAAAAGGUGAGUCUUGUGUCUCAGCUGAACGUCCUGACACCGCUGGAAUAUGUGCAAGGAGUAUCGCUGGUGCUGUUCGCUAUAAUGCUUCCCAAAAUGCUUUGGAAUGGUGCAAUGGUAAAGCUUGGUUACCGGUGGUGAUUGGCGGGAAAGGUCUCGCUGCUAAUGAACCGGGACGUCAUUGUCUAGAUAUUUUGAAGUCAGGUCACGGUCGUGGUAACGGACUUUAUUGGAUCGAUCCAAACGGAGGCUCGACAGAUGACUCAUUCCAAGCUUUUUGCGACAUGGAAACCGAGGGCGGAGGCUGGACACUAAUUUCCACCAAAGUGUCCUCAAGCUUCAUCUUCAUCAAAACAACGUUCUCAGCAUCAGCAGCAAAAACUACAGACGCCGAUGCAGCAAGUCACAUCCACCCGAACAUGGGGGACUGGGAAGAGGUCAUGUUCCGGUUCAGUGACGUCAGCACCAUCCGGGUUAUUUACAAUAGAAAGGCGAUCGCUCCAAAUAACGACAAAACAGACUUCGAUAAGUUCUUAUCGGGAACAACUUACAAUCAAAACAAGAACAUCCACGGGUUUUACAAGUACAGCCCGGCUGAUAACAAUAAGAGGAAUCCCUCUUCUGGUUUUGCCACAAUAUCCAAGCUGCACUUCUAUUCAAAAUACGGAAUAUCUGAAGUUCAUGAUGGCACAGACAAGUGGAUUAACAUGUGGCAUAGUGCCCAAAGCUCAAACAACUUCGUCACUUCCGACGACCGCCUUGCGCGUGGUACCAAGUGUAUCGCAGGCUACUGUUAUCUGAACAAACCAAUCUGGGUGAUGGUGCGAUAGAAACAAACUGUAGUUGAAAACCAAUAGAAGGCGCUGUCAAGUUUCUGUAAGAUGUUAGGAUAGAAGGG
Molecule: messenger RNA, 1276 nt
Organism: Pocillopora verrucosa
Lineage: Eukaryota; Metazoa; Cnidaria; Anthozoa; Scleractinia; Pocilloporidae
Product: mannose-binding protein C-like
Source: RefSeq, a predicted model, not a curated record